Messenger RNA from Myxocyprinus asiaticus (Chinese sucker), 2807 nucleotides. RefSeq names its product AP-1 complex subunit sigma-2. NCBI's taxonomy places the organism in Eukaryota, Metazoa, Chordata, Actinopteri, Cypriniformes, Catostomidae. Gene Ontology annotation, cellular component: intracellular membrane-bounded organelle; AP-1 adaptor complex; membrane coat. Gene Ontology annotation, biological process: vesicle-mediated transport; intracellular protein transport. The coding region runs from base 80 to 553 and encodes 157 amino acids. The record is from RefSeq and is a predicted model, not a curated record. The transcript is spliced from 5 exons. Gene Ontology annotation, molecular function: clathrin-cargo adaptor activity.
GUACACAAGACGCGAAACACUGUGAAUCCUGAACUCAUGUAAAUCCAUUCUUCAUUAACACACUGACUUCUUCAUAAAGAUGCAGUUCAUGUUGUUGUUCAGCAGACAGGGGAAGCUCCGUUUGCAGAAAUGGUACGUGCCGCUGUCCGACAAGGAGAAGAAGAAAAUCACGCGGGAGCUGGUGCAGACCGUCUUAGCCCGAAAGCCCAAGAUGUGCAGUUUCCUGGAGUGGAGAGACCUUAAAAUUGUUUAUAAAAGAUACGCCAGUCUGUAUUUCUGCUGUGCCAUUGAAGAUCAAGACAACGAGCUGAUCACCUUGGAGAUCAUCCAUCGAUAUGUCGAGCUGCUUGACAAAUACUUCGGCAGUGUGUGCGAGCUGGAUAUCAUCUUUAACUUUGAGAAGGCCUAUUUCAUCCUGGACGAGUUCCUGCUGGGAGGAGAAGCUCAGGAGACGUCGAAGAAGAACGUUCUGAAAGCCAUCGAGCAGGCCGAUCUCCUGCAGGAGGAAGCAGAGACUCCCCGCAGCGUCCUAGAGGAGAUUGGACUCACAUAAACUCUCUGAAACGACUCUCCCAAACCCACACACACUGCGAGCCUGUCCACUUAAAAAUGUAGCAAACACACACACACACACACAAACACACACACACACACUACUAUGUGUUUAUGUUUUAACCAGUCACCUCACAUCUGUACGUAGUCUGUGAGUUUAGAACAACACACACAAAUAUCGCCUGAAACAGAUUCAAUCAUGACGUUUACUGUACGUACAUCUGCUGUGAAGAAAACUCGCUGUUUCUUAUAACUGCAUUCUGUCCCACACACUGUGCUGAUAUGGCCUAUCAAUUACACUUGAUUAUCUCAUCAUUUGGGUUUAAUAUCAUCAAAUAUCCCAGCUGUAUACAUACUACACACACAAACUGGAGGGAAAUUCGAUAAAUUAUCUACUACCUUCACAGAUCCUUGGUGAUUUAUCACAUGUGAACCCAUAGAAAAGAAGUGGUCAAAAAACAAAAAGGGAUAUAUUCACAAACCAAAGAGUGCUUUAACCUUGUGUGUUAGAUGUAAAAAUCAGCACACUGUGUGCAGAGUGCAUUUGUAAGGCCUGAAACAUAGUCUCCGUAAGUAUGUGAACACAAACGCUUCUAGCUACUCUAAGCUCAAUUUCACACAUUUUUGCAAUCUGAAAUGUGUCAGAAUGCAAUUUGUAUCUCAACACUACCACCAGCUUCUUUACUACUGUCAUGGCUGAGCAGACGUGUGAAGAGAAUCUUGUUGAGCAAGUUAAUUUAAGUCAGCAUGAAAUGUCAUUUGCAACUCAUUUUACUUGAAAUAACACGACACAAAUCAUGCACAAUAAGUCCAGGAAUGUGUAAAAAGGAAGUAAAUAGGGUCAAUUUUGAUUUCAUGUUGAAUUAAAAGUGUGUUAAAUAAACUGCCGAUAUGUUUUUAGCUAGCUAUGUGAAGGGAACCCUAUUGCCCCCUUGAGUUUGUUACUGGUACCGCAACGCAGGACCAUAUGCUUGCAGUGUGUUCGCGAAACAAUGGCUGUGUCUCAUUUGGAAGGCUGCGUCCUCCGGAGGUUGCAUUUCUCGGCCGCAUAUGUCAUCGAGGCUGUCUCGUUUCAUAAAAGCGAGUAGGACACUUCGAAUGCAGCCUUUGAAUGUGAUCUCCUUUCACGGGAAUUCGGAGGAUGCAUGAGGUGUAUCCUUCGUGGGCACUCACAACCCACAAUUCUUUGCUUCAAUGGAAAUGUCUAAAAAUAAAUGACGCCAAUUUGCCCGUAAAUAUGAUGUUCAAACGCAAGUAAUGUUAAUUCCCAAGUUGAAGUACCUCAGUAGAUGGGUGCAGAGUUUAUAAUAUGUAUAAUUAUAUUAAUAUAUAAUUAAAACAAAUUAUUAGACUAAAAGUACACCUGUAAAAUCUAUUUUCUUUUCUCUUUACAACAUAACUCUCCUAAAAUUUACCUCAAACAUUCCCUUCUAAAGGGACUUUGUUACCGUCUCACUCGAAGCGCUCGCGCUUGUUAAAGAGUGGCGUGCUGUCAUAAUAACCAUGUUAUGUUCCGUUUCCGUUCUCUCCUACGAAGGCUGUCUCAUUUAAACAAGAUUGUUUAAAGGAGGACGCUCGGUAAACUGCAGCCUUCAAAGGACACGUCCUACCUAGCACGCAGACUUCCAAACGAGACACAGCCCAUGACAUUUGCGUACUUGUGUAGAAUUUGUUUCUUAUCUAAAACUGCAUUUAAUCCACUAACCUGAACAACCUCACUGAUAAUCCACUGUGUUAUAAAGGUAACUAACACUCAACCACUGUUAUAUUCAAUGUAUUACUACACACGAGUCAUACCAUGUAAAGAAAUUACUAUUUAUUUUUCAAGACUUGAAUAUUUCAAGUUGGACUUUAUACUGAUGUUUUAUCAUGCCAAUACUGUAACUAGUUUAGCUGCCGUUACAGUACAUCCUGUUCUACUAUAAACAAGUAUUUUGCAUGCAUGUAAUGACUAGCAGGUUGUUACAUGUAUGGUGUGUUCAAUGCAAAUGUAAAAGUGUGUGUGUACAGAUGUGUUACUGUUUAGGUUGUUUGUUUUCAUUGACGAUCACAUGAUGUAGUAACGAGCCAAUGUAAAGAUAACAUCACGUAAAGUUGUUUUUCGGUGAUCAACUCUUAAGGAAGUAUUUGAUCCAAAAAAAAAAAAAAAAGCCCAUGAUGUAAUCAUGUUCAGGCAUGUCUAUCUCGAUCUGGAGAGACGCUUUUGUGUUGUCGCAGUGUAAUAAAAUGUUUGUUGAAAAUUUAAUAAAUUUGUU